Messenger RNA from Misgurnus anguillicaudatus (oriental weatherfish), 4769 nucleotides. It is a transcript of the gene grm4, whose product is annotated as glutamate receptor, metabotropic 4. Gene Ontology annotation, cellular component: membrane. Gene Ontology annotation, molecular function: G protein-coupled receptor activity. Lineage: Eukaryota; Metazoa; Chordata; Actinopteri; Cypriniformes; Cobitidae. The record is from RefSeq and is a predicted model, not a curated record. Gene Ontology annotation, biological process: G protein-coupled receptor signaling pathway.
UGUGGGCGUUGAACGCACUGCUUCGACUGAAGAGCACUGCCUACAUCUCAGCACGCCUUUGCUCUGUGCCUGGCGUCUCCCAUUAUCCUCGGUGCGGUACCAUCAUUUCAGGUAUGAGACCUUAACACGAGACGAGCAUCAUUUUGUUAUAUUGAAUGAUCGGACGCGUACGCUCGAAGAAAUGGAAAGUACUUCGGUUCCGAGAUCGUUUCAGCACCACUUUGGCUGGACAGCGCAACAGCUUUUCGCACUUGGUUUCGCGCUUUCGGGGAUCUUUUGAUUUCCAUACGCGGGGAAUGGAGUUUGUCGAACCGGUGGCCAUUGUACCUCAAGUGAUCGAAAGCGAAAUACUCCAAAAUCUGCAGCCUGCUCUGUUUAGGUGAUCAUGCCGGAGGUGUUUGACUACAGCGGCGGCAGAUAGAGCAACGGAAAGCACUCACAGGUGGGUGAAGCUUUGUGUUCGCAGCAAAAGAUCCCCAGCCUCCUCCACCUAGAGACGGAGAGAUUGGGAACCCGAAGGGACCGAGCGACCAAAGACGUACCGUUAACCUUUAAUCUCAUCAAAAGGCUCUAGAGGAGAGCGUUCUGUGACGGGAGAUAAAUCGGAUUGACUCAGAACUGCUGCCUACGGAACCAGAUGAGCGGUCCAUUCAAUUACAAGAGUAUUUCAAAGUGAUAUAACGAUGAACUUUAAAAGACUGUGCCCUGCAAAAGGGUGGCUCCAUUGACCCGUCAACCCAGUGGCGACACAUCUCGCAUCCAAAAAUAGACACACUUUGGAUUAAACCAGGUUGCUGGCAUGUCUUCAGUUGUGGCUAAAAUGGCCGGACGGACCAGCCAUCACGGUCAAACCUCAGCAUUGGUUGUUUUCUACCUCUUUCUGACUGCGUUGGCCGCAAGGCCCAAAGGUCCAGGCCACACACAUCUGAAUUCCAUCCGAAUCGAUGGCGACAUUUCUUUGGGCGGUCUGUUUCCGGUUCACGCUCGUGGCCAUGAAGGCAAACCCUGCGGAGAGAUUAAAAAGGAAAAGGGCAUCCAUCGUCUAGAGGCAAUGCUUUUUGCGCUGGACCGAAUCAACAAUGAUCAUGAAUUGCUUCCAAACAUUACCCUGGGAGCCCGUAUUUUGGACACGUGCUCGCGGGACACCCACGCUCUGGAGCAGUCUCUCACUUUUGUCCAGGCGCUGAUUGAGAAAGAUGGAACGGAUGUGAAGUGCCAGGGAGGAGGGUCGCCCAUCAUCACCAAGCCUGAGCGAGUGGUGGGUGUCAUCGGAGCAUCGUCCAGUUCUGUAUCCAUAAUGGUGGCAAAUAUCCUACGCUUGUUUAAGAUCCCGCAGGUGAGUUAUGCAUCUACGGCUCCCGAGCUGAGCGACAAUACCCGCUAUGACUUCUUCUCUCGCGUGGUACCUCCGGACACCUACCAGGCGCAGGCUAUGGUGGAUAUUGUUAGGGCCAUGCGCUGGAAUUUCGUCUCCACGGUGGCGUCGGAGGGCAAUUACGGAGAGAGUGGCGUGGAUGCCUUUAUUCAAAAAUCCCGGGAAGACGGGAGUGUCUGUAUCUCACAGUCUGUGAAGAUCCCCCGUGAGCCAAAACCGGGAGAGUACGACAAGAUUAUUCACAGACUAGGGGAAAAUCCGAAUGCAAGAGUUGUGAUUAUUUUCGCAAAUGAAGACGAUAUUAAGCGACUGCUGCAGGCGGCAAAGAGAGCCAAUCAGACGGGUCACUUCCUGUGGGUGGGGUCCGAUAGCUGGGGAUCCAAGAUAUCACCCGUCCUUAACCAAGAAGAAAUGGCAGAAGGAGCUGUCACCAUCCUACCCAAACGUCAGUCCAUCAAAGGCUUUGAUCGCUACUUCAUCAGCCGGACGCUGGAAAACAACCGGAGGAAUAUCUGGUUCGCCGAAUUCUGGGAGAACAAUUUCGCCUGCAAGCUCAGCCGCCAUGCCUUGAAGAAGGGAUCCGGCAUUAAGAAAUGCACAAAUCAAGAGAGGAUCGGAAAAGACUCCGCUUACGAACAAGAGGGCAAAGUGAUGUUUGUGAUUGAUGCCGUGUACGCGAUGGCCCACGCCCUCCAUAACAUGCACAAAGACCUCUGCCCUGGCAAGGUGGGACUCUGUUCAAAAAUGGACCCCGUGGACGGAACCCUACUGCUGAAGUACAUCCGCAACGUCAAGAUAUCAGGCAUAGCCGGCAAUCCAGUGCAUUUCAAUGAGAACGGAGAUGCCCCGGGCCGCUACGACAUCUACCAGUACCAGAUAAAGAACAAAACAGCUGAAUAUAAAAUCAUUGGCCAAUGGACUGACCAACUUUACCUAAACACGCAAACAAUGCAGUGGCCUGGUGGAGAAAAACAGGUGCCGCUGUCCAUAUGCAGUCAGCCUUGCCUACCAGGGUGGCGCAAAAAAAUAGUCAAGGGCAUCUUUUGCUGCUGGCACUGCGAACGUUGCGAUGGUUACCAGUAUCAAGCCGACCUCUACACUUGCAAGAUGUGCCGCUAUAAUUUGAGGCCUAACCUGAAUCACACAAGCUGUCAGCCUAUUCCCAUCGUAAAGCUGGAGUGGAGCUCUCCGUGGGCCGUCAUACCCGUCCUGAUCGCCAUUCUGGGCAUCAUAGCCACUCUUUUUGUGGUGGUCACCUUUAUCCGCUACAACGACACACCGAUCGUCAAAGCGUCGGGACGGGAACUCAGCUAUGUCUUGCUCACAGGGAUCUUUCUUUGUUACGCCACCACAUUCCUGAUGAUCUCAACCCCGGAUGUGGGGAUUUGUUCACUGCGGCGAAUUUUCCUAGGGCUCGGGAUGAGCAUCAGCUACGCGGCGUUGCUUACCAAAACCAACCGGAUUUAUCGCAUUUUCGAGCAGGGGAAAAUGACCAUCAGCGCUCCGCGAUUCAUCAGUCCGGCCUCACAGUUGGUUAUCACCUUUAGCCUGAUCUCAGUUCAGCUCUUGGGUGUGUGCAUCUGGUUCGCAGUAGAUCCAUCCCAAGCGAUAAUCGACUACGAGGACCAGCGCACGGCGGAUCCCGAGAUGGCACGCGGAGUACUAAAAUGUGACAUAUCGGACUUGUCGCUCAUCUGCCUUCUCGGAUACAGCAUGCUACUGAUGGUCACCUGCACGGUGUACGCCAUAAAGACGCGAGGGGUGCCCGAGACCUUCAACGAGGCCAAGCCCAUCGGCUUCACCAUGUACACCACAUGCAUCAUUUGGCUCGCUUUCAUCCCUAUUUUCUUCGGAACGUCGCAGUCGACAGAAAAGAUGUACAUACAGACAACCACACUGACCAUCUCGGUGAGUCUAAGCGCGUCUGUGUCUCUGGGGAUGCUCUAUAUGCCGAAGGUGUACGUGGUGCUUUUCCACCCGGAGCAGAACGUGGCCAAGCGCAGCACUCGCAGCCUGAAGGCUGUGGUCACUGCUGCCACCAUGUCCAACAAGUUCAACCCCAAAGCAAGCCUGCGACCCAACGGAGAAGCCAAAUCUGAGCUGUGCGAGAGCCUGGAAUCUCAGGGACUCGCAACUAAACAAACAUACAUCAGCUACAGCAACCAUGCAAUCUAGGUAAGUGAUAAAAGGCCACUACUAAAUCCCAGAAGUGCCCCCUGGAAGACAGCAUUUCAAGAUAAAUCACUCUCACGCUAACCAGACAGGAGUGAGAUGGCGGAUGGUUUGAAGACCCCACAGACACGUUUCCAUUAAUGAAGCUUAUGUGAAGUCACAUAGGGAGCAUCUCGGGAGGCCGUGACUGUUGAGACAGUGAUGUUUGGGAAAGACGGUUUGUCACCAAGACAAUUCCAUUACAGCUUGCUAUAUCUAUUCCAAAUGUCAUUGUUGAAGUGAUGCUCACUAAUUGAGGACCACGUGUCAGUGUCCGCUGUUUCAUUGAUGCUAACACUAUGUGGUGACUAAAAAAUAUGAAAAAGCAUAAUAAAAAUAAUCACAUGGAGCUUUCCCCCUCUUGUUUUCGCCUCGGUGAUGACAACAGCGAAGACAGUGAUCAUUGUUUACCGAUAUUGAGCAUGCUGGUUUUGACAUCCUGUGCUGUGUUGUUUUUUCUUUUCUUUUUUUUCUUUUUUCAAAAAAGAACCUUCUGGAAUGCUGUUGAACUAUGUCGCUGUAUUGUUACCUCACCAUGGGCCUUGUGAAACCGUUGAAGAUGUAUGAAGUGCUCUCUGGAGUAAUGUUUGCUUGUGCAUAAGUACACACCUUUUGAGGAACUCAAAACUGCCCUGUCGUCGAAAUGUUCUGUAGCUGUCACAGUCGUCUGCGCAUCGGCAAAAUCACAAUUUAAAAACGCGUGACCGACUUCCUGGGAACGCUCGACUGGAAUCUACGUCCACUGAACCGGGAAAGAUCGAGUAAGUCACAUACAUAACAAUUCUGUUGAAGCAAAUUCCUUUGAAGAAAUUCGAAGCAUCACCAAUCAAGUUCCAGAUUGUUCCAGGAAGGAGGGAGUUUUCGUAUCCAGACGUGUGUCAGGCGGUAGAGAGAGACGUGCUAUUUGUCUCUUUAGAUGUUUGUGAAUUUAAGAUUCAGUUCUUAUGAUUUCUCCUAUAUUCUUUGUUUUUUGCACUGUUUGUGCUGCGGAAUAAAAUGUCUAUGUUGACCGUGAUAAAUGGCAACUUAAUGUGCGUUCCUGAUUGCUAAUGUUUGCUUUUCAUCCUAAAAAAAGUCAGAAACAGUGCCUGAAUUAAAGUAUUUGUAAAAGAAGACAUAUGAGGUAUGUGAAGCAUGUUGAUUUUUAUACAUAAAUAAUUUCUAAUAAAGAAAUUUUUCGAAA